GGUCUGAUGCCCGGAGAACAUGAGCCAACUGUGUCAGAAUGGUCCCCCUUUGCCAUUGGGAAUCCGCGGGUUGAGACGGUCAAGGAUCUCAUUUCCAUGCACAGCAAGGGCGGGAUUGGCGCGCCGUGGGCAGAGGACCGCGCGCGACCCAUCGCAGGCAUAGACCUCGCGCAGAAAGGCGGCUCGUACCAUUCGUAUUUCGCCCUCAUGGACCACAG
Molecule: messenger RNA, 218 nt
Organism: Symbiodinium pilosum
Lineage: Eukaryota; Dinophyceae; Suessiales; Symbiodiniaceae
Source: the annotation of a GenBank genome assembly